Messenger RNA from Spodoptera exigua (beet armyworm), 798 nucleotides. Lineage: Eukaryota; Metazoa; Arthropoda; Insecta; Lepidoptera; Noctuidae. The record is from the annotation of a GenBank genome assembly.
AUGGCACGCCGAGAGAAAACACUAGAAAUAAACUAUAUCGACACCGAAUUUUCUUCCGGGGACUACAACCAGAUGAGAACGAAACAGUACCAGGAGGAAAAUAAUAACGAGGUUGAUGAAUUGUCGAAGGAUCUAUCCGAAAUGGGGUGCAUCGUAGACGCAGCUAAAAGACCCCCCAAUAUUUGCGUUGAAACUUGCGUCUACGAGGAGUCGGAGUCCGAAAAUGAAAAAACUGAGGCCUACAACGAAGAGGAUGCGUACUCCGACGAAUUUGAAGAUGAUAAAAGUGAGGAAGAGACGUCAAUGAAGUCUAUACCCAAGUCUGUGAUGAGUGACACAAGCAGAGAGCCCACCGCCAGGUCUUCCACGAAGUUUACAAAAAGUCAGUCUUCUAUAAUUAGUCAAAAUAAGCCACCAGGAUCCGUGUCGGGAAGGUCUACAAGUUUGGGAUCAGUAUCUGGCCUCAAAAAUCGUCGUAUCAACAUGUCCUUUACAAAUGAGCGCCUUCGGGAGAUUGAGAGGCACAACCACAUCCUCCUGACGAAGAUCCUUAGUGCCAGAAACACAAGGAAGGGCUCCAUACCAUCUCGAGAGCAGGAGGCUCGGAAACCUGUAUCCUCGGCUGCAGUCUGCCGCAAGAAUCAGCAGAGGCAGAUUGACCAUGACAAUAUGAUUCUUCUAAAAAAGAUCCAGCGCGUGAAAUCGUCAGCCUGCAGCAUCCGCCGUUGAUACAGAAGAAGCGUCCGAUGCGCGGGCGCAAGUCUAUGCCAAUGUUGUUCAAUAUUAUUACACUUUACG